CGUUCCACAUCCGGGUCACUGGCUCGCUGUUCGUCUGCCUGCUCCUCCGUUCUCCCUCGCAGUAUGAGGUAGAAUUUCGCUGUUCUGUCAGUGAAGCGACGGACAGGCGGCGGCUGCAGCUGGUGCUGCUCCUCCUCCUCCUCGACUCGUUCUAUCAACGGGAGUCUUCGGCGCGGAGCGAACGACCGCACAGCAGCAGCAGCAGCAGCAGGAGAGUAGAGACACUGACUGUAAGACUAAGAGUGUGUGGCGGCGGCGGCGGCCUCAUGCAGGAACAUUCCGAUUCGUGGUUGUUUGAGGCGUCAGCAGCAGAAUCAUCAUCAUCAUCAUCAUCAUCAUGUCCAAGAGCCUGAAGAAGAAGAGCCACUGGACGAACAAGGUGCACGAGAUCGUGCUGAAGCGCAACAAGGAGGGCGAGCUGGGCUUCGAGGUGCGCGGCUGUGCGGAGAACGGCCAGUUCCCGCAUGUGGGCGAGCUGAGGCACGGAAAGCUGCCGGUCUGCGAGAGCGGCCGCUUGUGUCCCGACGAGCUCCUGCUCGAGGUCAACGAGACUCCGGUGGCCGGACUCACCACGAGGGACGUGCUGGCCGUGGUGAAGCACUGCAGGGAGCCCGUGCGCCUCAAGUGCGUCCGACAAGGGGGCGUCAUCGACAAAGACCUCCGGCACUAUCUCAACCUUCGUUUCCCAAAGGGCUCCGUGGAUCAUGACCUCCAGCAGACCAUUCGAGACAAUUUGUACCUGCGGACUGUGCCAUGCACCACAAGGCAACCCAAAGAGGGGGAAGUGGCAGGGGUGGACUAUAACUUUUUAACAGUUGACCGUUUUAUGGAAUUGGAGAGAAGCGGAGCUUUACUGGAGAGUGGAACGUAUGAAGAUAACUACUACGGAACGCCCAAGCCCCCAGCGGAACCCACGUUGCUGCUUAAUGUAACAGACCAGAUAUUGCCUGGUGCUCGACCGAGUUCUGAAGGAAAGAGGAAACGCAACAAGUCUGUGAGCAACAUGGAGAAAACCAGUAUUGAGCCCCUAGAGGAGGAGGGGGAAGAGGAAGAAGAGGAGAGGCCCAUUGUCAAUGGCAACAGUGUGGCCAUCACCCCAGAAGCGAGCGAACAUGAAGAGAAAAGCACCAGUGCCUCUGGAGAAACAGCAGCGGAGCCCCAUCCUGCUGUAACAUCCAGCAUCACACCCAUAGAAAGCACCAUGAAAGAGGAAGAGCCCCCAGUGUCACCCUCCAAAGCUGAGAAAAGUGACGAUCUUGGGCCACUACCAGAAAACUGGGAAAUGGCCUACACUGAAAAGGGAGAGGUCUACUUUAUCGACCACAACACCAAAACAACCUCGUGGCUUGAUCCACGCCUUGCAAAGAAGGCAAAACCGCCAGAAGAAUGCAAAGAAGAUGAACUUCCUUAUGGCUGGGAAAAGAUCGAUGACCCUGUUUACGGCAGUUAUUACGUUGACCACAUAAACCGGAGGACACAGUUUGAGAAUCCUGUCUUGGAGGCCAGACACCGAAUCCAGCAGCAGCAGCAGCAGAUGCAUAGCCAAGACGUUCCAUCACUCCAAGUGGCAGUACCCCUCAGGGAGAAGCCCCUGUUCACACGUGACCCCUCGCAGCUGAAGGGCACAUUCCUGUCCACCACACUGUCCAAGAGCAACAUGGGCUUUGGCUUCACCAUCAUUGGAGGGGACGAGCCUGAUGAGUUCUUGCAAGUGAAGAGCGUCAUCCCAGAAGGCCCCGCUGCACAGGAUGGAAAGAUGGAUACAGGUGAUGUCAUCGUCUACAUCAACGAUGUCUGUGUCCUGGGUACUACUCAUGCCGAUGUGGUCAAGCUCUUCCAGUCAGUGCCAAUUGGUCAAAGUGUGAGCCUGGUGCUGUGCCGUGGAUACCCUUUGCCCUAUGACCCUGAGGACGCUGCAAGCAGCGUGCUCCCUCCUAUGGGAUUGAUGGUAAAUGGCAGGAGUAAUUAUAGUAACUAUAUGGAGUACCUUUCACGGACCACCCAACUGAUGCAGGGACAUGGUGACCAGCCCAUUCCCCAGCUUGGUGAUCCCCAGGGCCUACAUGAUGACGUCUCCAUGGUAUCAUCAGGGGCAACCCAGGGUGAAAUCCUCACAGUCUCCAUGGUAAAGGGUGACGGAGGCUUUGGGUUUACCCUGGUGGACAGCAGCGCAGGCCAGCGUGUGGAGCGUGUGCUGGACCCCCAGGGCUGCCCAGGCUUGCUGGAGGGAGACCUCCUCCUGGAGAUCAACCAGCAGGGUGUCCAGGGCCUCAACCACACUCAGGUUGUAGAGCUGCUGAAAGACUGUGCCGUGGGAGCCGAGGCUACCCUUGUCAUCCAGAGGGGAGGGGCAGGUCAGUCUUCACCCUGGAAGACCUCUAAACAGGUGCUCGGACAGUGGCAGCUUCAGAGCAGUCCCCGGGUUAACCUUUCAGGUCCUGCUGCCCUUCAUUGUGCCCCCCAUGCCAUACAGCACCCCCAUGGGGCCUCUGGGCCAGAUUCUGCAGAAGGAAUGGAUCUGGCUAUGCCUGACCCCUACGACCUCUAUGAGAAGUCCCGAGCUAUCUACGAAAGUGGACGGCCGGAUUACCAGGAGCUGGAGGUUCACCUGCACAGGGAGGCAAACGGAUUUGGCUUUCGGAUCCUAGGAGGAGAUGAGGCCGUACAACCCAUCCUCAUCGGAGCGGUUAUCGAGCAGAGCCCGGCGGACCGCGAUGGACGGCUGCGACCCGGCGAUGAGCUGGUGGGGGUGGACGGAGUGACGGUAGCGGGACGAGCGCACAGGCACGUCAUCGACCUGAUGCACGCUGCGGCCCGCAACGGGGAGGUGCGCCUCACCGUCAGGAGAAGAUUGCAAAGCGCAGCUGAACGGUGUCCGGAGAACGGCGCCAGUCCGGGAGCCCCGUCCGCGCGGCACGGCUCCUCCAAGGGCGACUCGUGCGCGUUAGCCGGUCAACGUGCCGCCGCCCCGCUUGCCGUCCCAACCUCCUCCUCCCCCACAGAAGAAGCGACGUCCUGCGGCCUGCAGAGCGCCGAAGUCGUCAUUCAGCGCAAGGAGAAUGAAGGCUUUGGCUUCGUCAUCAUCAGCUCGCUGACGCGACCCGAGUGCAGCUCUAUCACUGUGCCCCACAAGAUCGGCCGUAUCAUUGAUGGCAGCCCUGCAGACCGCUGCGGGAAGUUAAAGGUGGGCGAUCGCAUCCUUGCGGUGAAUGGCCAGUCCAUUAUCGACAUGCCACAUGCUGACAUCGUUAAACUUAUCAAGGACGCUGGACUUAGCGUCACGCUGCGCCUCAUUCCGCAGGAAGAGCUCAACAGCCCACACUCAGCAUCCGGUUCAGAGAAGCAGAGCCCAAUGACGCGGCAGGACAGCCCUGUGAACGAGCCCGGCGCCGCAGUCCAGCCGCCUCACGCCACUCAGCUUGUAGUCCAAGCGGCGAACCAGCCGCUGCUCCAGCCGGUCUCCCCGGCAGCCCAACUCUACAGCCACGACAGCAGGUCUGAGGUGAAGGCGCGGCAGGAUGUGAAGCCUGACAUACAGCAGGCCUUGUUUACGGACUACCGACAGCCUCCUGUGGACUACAGACACCCUCCUGCGCUGGAUUACCGACAGCCGCCUCUCGCCGCCGACUACAGACUGCAGCUGUCCCCUGAUUCUCGAGAGUUUCCGGUUACAGACUACAGACAACCACAAGCCUUUAACUAUUUCACUGUGGAGCUGGAAAAGAGCACAAAGGGCUUUGGGUUCAGCAUUCGUGGAGGGAGGGAAUAUCAGAUGGACCUGUUUGUCCUACGGCUCGCAGAAGACGGUGCUGCAACUCGUAAUGGGAGAAUGAGGGUGGGGGACCAGAUCAUCGAGAUCAACGGGGAAAGCACAAGGGACAUGACCCACGGCCGCGCCAUCGAGCUCAUCAGGGCCGGGGGUCGUCGAGUGCGACUGCUGUUGAAGAGGGGCACGGGGCAGGUCCCCGAGCACGAUAGUCCCACCCCCAGGGAUGCUGGGCCUACAGCCUCCCCAAGUGUGUCGGAAGUAGCUUCACCCCUCGGAACUGUGGUUAUGCCAUUGCCUUCAUCUCACGUGGCCCCGCCCCCUGCCCCCCCCCAACUGCUUUCUCCAGAGGAGGCACAGGAGACAACGCGCACCAGCAGGCCGGGACGCGACCGCAGCCUCGACAAAGAAAGCUUGCUCGGAUGCGGCUGGCCUGGCCUGGGGCCAAAGUUGUCGAAACUAAGCGGAAGCAGCUUUGUCAGCGGGCAAGGCUAAGAAACUUCGAGUGGCAGGUCCACUCGUCAUGACAGCGACGCGAGGCGGUACCGUGACGGAAGCGAGCCCAAAAAUCACGAUGAUCAUAAAGCGCGAGCCCUGUCGAACGCACGAGGACGUGGGCCAACGAAGUGGCGGGAACAUAGAGCAGCAUCACCUCUUGAGCAAAUGGACACGGCAUGAAUGAGGACCGAUGGACGUGAACAACAGGCCACGGGUUGAAAUUCCCUUAGGAAAGGCUUGCUUACGGCGCAGUUUCACCCAUCAGCCUUUCUUCUCUGUCGCAGACAAGCGGAUCCGGUAACAGGAGAAGUGGGAAGUGUUGACUGCAAGGAGGCGACGAGGCGUCCAGUGAGGCAGCGGCGCUUGACGUCCGUUCCGGGCACACCGGGCACUGGGCGCAUAGACCCAGAUCGGAAGCUUUUCCACCCUAUGACUUGCCGGCAUCGUAUGCAGGAAAGACGUGCGUUUAUAAAAAUCAUUCGCAUUUAUUUUGUCCUUUGAAUUAUUUUUUGAAUAUUACACCCACCACCUUAAAGACGAGAGGCAUCAAGUUCUACAUAGCAACCAACAUCACCGAAGUAUUGUUUUCACAAAAUGAUUACGGAGAGCAGUUCUGACGUUUGUUCCCAGACUCCAUCGGAGCCAAUGAGGAACCAGCUGGCAAUCAAAGUUAAACACUAGUUUGCUUUAGUGGGCAAACUAUCAGCUUUUUUUUGUUUUUCCUUAACGAAAGCAAAGGCAUUGAAACCUUUAACUGUGUACAAACAUGAAUAUUCUUGAAUAGAAAUCUGCCUUAAAACAAAACUGUACCGCGAUAUGUACGACUUUAGAGCUAAAAAAAUUAGAUUCUAUAUAUAUACACGUAUAUAUAUAUAUAUAUAUAUCUAUAUACAUACAUACAUACAUAUAUACAGUAUACAUAUAUAUAAAAGUUGAUACGGUAAUGCCAGUUCUGACACCAUGAGACUAGGAGAUACACAGGAAGACAGGGGGCUCUCGAAUGGACUUACCUUUACGGACGUAUCCCACAGAACUACGGUUUCCACUGUACUGCUUCUCCUCCACACUCAUUCUUUGCGUUGCGCUUGGAUCCGAAACCCUUCGCGUACCUGGAGAGCGCAAAGCAGAACUUCGGGCGUGUUCUCGUGUCUAAGGAAGAGAUGCAUCGUAGGAUGAGGAGUAAGGCCGAGGGCAUCGGUGCGAGGGCCGAGGGAAUCGCCGUGGCACUGAAAUGCAAAGAAACAUGGAAAUGCGAAGAGCGCGCGGUGCUGCCGUCGUUGUGUCGGCCAGUUCUGGCAGGCGGAGCUUCAUUUUGCUCUCUGAUGCAAGCGCUGACGCGGGGAUCGUUUUCACACUCGACACAGCGGAGAUAUUUUUGCGACUCUUUGCUACCGGUUCCUCCAAAAAAAGAGUGUCUUUUCUCACCUUAUGAAUAUCUUCCGCUAGAAAUUCAUUUGUGGGUUUGUGCGCGUGUCUCGGAUGGACUCCUCAGCGACGGUACGGCGGAGCAAGUUCCGGUCCCGCAGGUAACUUCUGCACCGUAAGAAUAAAGAGAUGAUUUAGGUCACAUGUACGGUGCAAUAUUCUCAAAGCUUUUUCAUGCUGGAGCGAAACAUUUUCCUACUCGGUUAUCAAGUCAGAACGACUUAGGUAAUGAGCAGGUUUGUAGCAGAACGGCGAUCCUGUAUGUGACUAAAUUUCUGUUAAGAAUAACCGACUGUUGCCAUGUUGUUGAUGUAGUUUUCCACAUUGUCGGAAUAUAAUUUCAAAGUUACAAGUUCAGGGAAUUUUUUAUGUGUUUGGUGUUUCGUGCUGCAGGAUCAUCAUUGGACACAAGCGCAUUUACUGUAACACCAGCACUCACAGAUGCUGAUUCUGUUUGGACCUUUGUGAUCGGUUGCCAUGGAAAGGGGAAGAAGGAACCGGUCAUGCUCAUGCCCUCGAUAAUAUUGCGCGUUCUAUAGAACAUGUAUUAUUGAAUAUGAUAUGUGAUACGUGGGUAAAGAACCCUAAACACCUACAUGAUAUCUGCUUGAAGAAACCGGACUUUCGUCGCCACGGCUCACGUCUUCAUAAUCCCAUCUCGCAUCUCUCGCGUCCUCCGACUCUUUCGGCUCCGUCGCGCGAUUGCGCGGACGCGAGAUGUACGAUGUGAGCGGCGAGUCCGAAUCGCUGACGUCUUCGCAAGCUUUGCGUCUCGGCCGUUUGACCUGGCUGCGAGCGGUAAGCCACGUUUCUCUGGUACGAGGGCCAAAUACGUUUAGUUGCAAAAGGCACACUUUGCAACACGCCGGCGAAAAGAAACAAAUUGUUUCACCGUCGUUUCCAAACUUCUGCGACUGCAGACCUACAAGCGAUGCAAAGUGCUCCACGCACGCCAGGUUGCCUCCAAAGCUCUCCAUUCCCAGGUAAAUGCACGUGCGUUUCAAACUAAGUCGUCUAGCGGCAGGAACACGGUCGUAGCAGCGUCUGGGGAAAAAGACUCCCCGUGAGGUAAACGGCAGCAGUUCACACAGACUCGCGGGACCUGGAAGCGGAGACGCCAGAGGGCCGCACCCGACCGGCAGUCUGCGACACCUGGAGAAUCGCGAGUGCGAAGCAAAGCCUGACUGAUGGACUUCCCAGAACUACUGCGCGAUCCCACGUGGGCGCGAGCUGGAGGUGGUCUCCGGGUGCGAGCCGAGCUGCGUUUUAGGUUACCGGGGCUCUCGGAACCGCGUUCAGAGCAAGGCUUAAAGCGUUCGUUUCUGGGACGAUUGCUGAAACGGUGGUUACGAGCGGAGCCGAACGCAAGCGGACCGGUACGUUGCGGUACGCGUAGGGGUAUAAUGAGGUUCAGUGUUGCUGUGCAGCGUUGCUCUUGUAUUCAUGACGUCAAAUACAUUUCUCCAUCAAUAUGAUUGUUUUCUUAAAGUCCCAAUAUAUGGGACUAUUUUUAUUAAUGCAACCCUUCAAAAUUUCAUUUUUGCAGGAACCUUGUGUACUGUAUGCUCUUCUAAAAUACUGUGAAAUAAAUCCUAACCAGAGUACGUUUUAUUUCUUUUAGACACAUCAUUUGUGCGUCUUUACUUUUGAUUCUUUCUUAAACAGCGGCGUCUGGAUUUUGACAACACAGGCUAUAGGAAUCGUGCCGAUACGUCAUCGAUUGUCAAUCCGUGCUGCUUCCAAGUUACGCACCAACAUUUGUUCGAAUCAAACGUUACAAUACCACACAC
Molecule: messenger RNA, 7479 nt
Organism: Scleropages formosus (Asian bonytongue)
Lineage: Eukaryota; Metazoa; Chordata; Actinopteri; Osteoglossiformes; Osteoglossidae
Product: membrane-associated guanylate kinase, WW and PDZ domain-containing protein 2-like
Exons: 21
Coding region: 338-4261 (1307 amino acids)
Biological process (GO): signal transduction; receptor clustering
Cellular component (GO): cell-cell junction; dendrite; cytoplasm
Molecular function (GO): SMAD binding; type II activin receptor binding; signaling receptor complex adaptor activity
Source: RefSeq, a predicted model, not a curated record